Molecule: messenger RNA, 1294 nt
Organism: Ahaetulla prasina
Lineage: Eukaryota; Metazoa; Chordata; Lepidosauria; Squamata; Colubridae
Product: tumor necrosis factor-like
Exons: 4
Coding region: 426-1118 (230 amino acids)
Biological process (GO): immune response; positive regulation of transcription by RNA polymerase II; tumor necrosis factor-mediated signaling pathway
Cellular component (GO): membrane; cell surface
Molecular function (GO): cytokine activity; CD40 receptor binding; tumor necrosis factor receptor binding
Source: RefSeq, a predicted model, not a curated record
UACGGGACUUCGCUUUCAGAAGGGUUUAAAAAGGAAGCUGCGACAAGGGUGUCCAAACAGUGAAGCCUCCUCUGAGUAAACAGCAGAGAGAAAGAAGAGCUCAAAGAAGAAGAAAAAAAGGGUGGGGAGCAGCAACAAUAUCCCUCAAGUGAAUUCCAAGGAGGCUACAAGUCAACCCAAACAGCUAAAAGGACUCUUUUUCAUCUGCAAGAAUCAUCUACCACUGCUUCUUUCUUUUGACUGGUGGCUGAAUUUUCGAAGCAGUCUAAAUUUAAGCAGCAGCAGCGCCCGUGAAAUCAACCUGAGAAAGAAAGAAAAGAAAAAAUAAACCCCAGGGAGCUUCUAUUUGCUUGAAAGAGAAUUAACUUUUCACCACGUCCAGUGACAGAAUUGCUCUGCCUUUUUCUAAAGCCCAACCAUCCACCAUGAGCUCCGAGCAACUGGUGCACGAUAUGGAGAAAGGGAGCAUCGUUGUCAUCCGGGAGCCGUCUCCGAAAAACAACCACUGGAAGUGUCUCAGCAUUUGUUCCUUCUUGCUUCUGAUUGGAGCCGUAACCGUCUUUGCCCUCUUGCAACUGGACGCAUUUGGGUUGUCCGAAAAGCAGGACUCUAAACUGCAGGGAAAUUCAUUUUCUGAUCAUUUGCCCGCCACAAUGAAAGUGCAAGCCUUAAGGUCUGGAAAACCAGCUGCCCAUGCUGUUGCUUCUUCCCACACUUCACCACAACUGAAUUGGACUACAGAUGUGAUUCCUACCAUCCUGGAGAAUGGCAUGCAGCUGGAUAAGACCGAAAACUCCCUUAUCGUGCCUUCUACCGGGUUGUACUUCGUCUACUCUCAGGUUUUGUUCCACAAGGACACCUGCAGCAAAUCUCUUCUGCUCACCCACAGCAUCACCUGCUGGUCCUCAGAGUUGAACUCGGAGAUGGAACUGCUAAAAUCCAUCAAAUCUGUCUGCGAAGAGGUCUCCAGCAAUAAAAAACUGUGGUUUGAAUCGAUUUAUCAAGGGGCUGUUUUCCAGCUGAACAAAGGCGCUCGCUUGUGGGCCAAAACAAAUCACCCUGAAUAUCUGGACUUCACUCAUUCAACACAGAUUUAUUUUGGGGUCAUUGCUAUGUAAGAAAAGACUUUAUGAUGCCUACGGACAACUUCAUGCUGUCAUCCAUGUACUUCAUGUAUCUUCAUUGGGUGGUUUUGGUUUUUUCCGGCUUACAGAGAGAUCCACAAAACCUAUACGUAGGCAGACAGUAUUAGCAUCCUUAGUGCGAGUCUUUUUUUAAACUGUCUAAACAUUUU